This is a messenger RNA of Apus apus (common swift), 2155 nucleotides long. It is a transcript of the gene SPHK1, whose product is annotated as sphingosine kinase 1. Gene Ontology annotation, cellular component: cytoplasm; intracellular membrane-bounded organelle; membrane. The transcript has 5 exons. Gene Ontology annotation, biological process: negative regulation of apoptotic process; sphingosine biosynthetic process; cellular response to growth factor stimulus. The record is from RefSeq and is a predicted model, not a curated record. Bases 36 to 1601 code for a protein of 521 amino acids. Lineage: Eukaryota; Metazoa; Chordata; Aves; Apodiformes; Apodidae.
UGCUGCCGGUGCGUCCCGCUCCGGUUCCGCCGCCGAUGGCCGCCGGUCGCCGAGCUCCCCCGGAGCCCGGGGGGGAACCGGUUUUACUUCAAGGUGUCUUCGGUGCCGGACCUACCCCCGGAGCUGCUUCUUGUUCUUUAUCUCUCACCCCUCUGGAGCUGCAGGUGCGGGGUCCGGGAGGAUCUUGCGGGGGGGGUUCGGCUGGUCCAGACGCCGUGUUCCGCCUGGCAGAUUGCGUGGGUUCCGCCGCCUUCCCCGCCGCUCCCACCGCCGCCUGCUUCUCCCUGGUGUGUUACCCGCUCCGCGGGCCGCGCUGGGGCUCGCCCUGCCGGCAGCGCCUGGAGCGGACCUUCCGCGUCUGCCUGGCCCCCGACCAGGAGGGCAACCUGCGCAUCGCCCAGGCCUGGAGCCGCAGGAUCCGGGAGCUCUCGGUGCCCGCCGUGCCUUCGCAGGAUGGUGACAGCUACGGGGUGCUGCCCCGGCCCUGCCGCGCGCUGGUGCUGCUGAACCCACAGAGCGGCGCCGGCCGCGCGCUCGAGGACUUCCGGGCAGUGGUGCAGCCCAUGCUGGCCGAGGCCGACAUCGCCGCCACCGUCUUCAUCACCGAGAGACCCCACCAUGCGCAUGAGAAGGUGCGGGAUGAGGACCUGUCUCAGUGGGACACGUUGGUGGUCAUGGCUGGGGAUGGGCUGCUGUACGAGGUGGUGAACGGGCUGAUGGAGCGGCCGGACUGGGAGGACACGAUGAAGAAGCCGCUGUGCAUCCUGCCCGGGGGCUCCGGGAACGCCCUGGCUGCCUCCAUCAACCACUACGCAGGCAACGAUCACGUCGUCAAGAAGAAGCUGCUGCUGAACUGCACCUUCAUGCUGUGCAAGGGGCUGCACACGCAGAUGGACCUGGUCUCGCUGAGCACAGCCUCUGGCAAGCGCCUCUUCUCCUUCCUCGGCUUUGGCUGGGGCUUCAUCUCGGACGUGGACAUCGACAGCGAGAAGUACCGCGGGCUGGGCAGCGCCCGCUUCACCCUGGGCACCCUGCAGUGCCUGGCCAAGCUGCGGGUCUACCAGGGCCGCCUCUCCUACCUGCCCGCCUGCCCCGAGCAGGGUAACCCCCCGUCCUGCCAGGACCCCCCCGCGCCCACCACCAAUGGCAAGGCUGGACACGUCCCAGCGCCCGCGGGGACGGAGGCGGCCGGGGCCCUGCCCGCCGACUCGCUGCUGGUGCCGCUGGGCCAGCCGGUGCCGGCGCACUGGACGGUGGUUCCCGAGGAGGAGUUUGUCACCGUCUACGCCAUCUACCAGUCCCACCUGGGCACCAACCUGCUGAUGGCCCCGGCAGCCGGGCUGCGCGACGGCUGCAUCCAUCUCUUCUACAUGAAGGCCGGCGUCAGCCGCUUGAUGCUGCUGAAGAUCUUCCUGGCCAUGUCCAGAGGGACCCACCUGGAUUUGAACUGUCCCCACCUGCGCUACGUCCCCGUCCGGGCGUUCCGCCUGGAGCCGCGCUCGGCCGCGGGCAUCAUGACGGUGGACGGGGAGGCGCUGGCCUGCGAGCCCGUGCAGGGCCAGAUCCACACCCGCCUCUGCCGCGUCCUCUGCGGCUCCUGAGCAGCCGGGUUCCCCUCCCGCAGCGCUGAGCCGCCGGCACGGCCCGGCACCGGGGCGGCAGGGCCUUCCUCCCACUCAGGAACCUCCUCCUCCUCCCAUAGCAAUAGCUCUCGGGGGCUGCGGGUGCUCGUCCCCUCGCGUGCCCCCCCCCAUGCUUAGCUUUACUCCUUUGGGACGGCCACCCAGAGCUGUCCCAAAACCAAGCCACGAGCCCCAGCAGGUGCUCUGUGCCGGCGAGAUGCCAGAGGUUUUAUCCCGGUACGAGGUCCCAGCCCCAGGUGGCUGCGCCGGCACAGCCCCCUCCCCGGACACACACGGUGGCAUCACUUCGGUCCCUGCUGAGGAGCCAGUGUCACCCCCAACCCCAAGCCCCCCCCCCCCCGCCCCGGGGAUGGUCAGGACCAAUAUAUCAAACAGAAGAAACCGACUUUUUAAAGAAUGUUUCUACCUAAAGCUUCCUGUGUAGAAGCAGAGUUUAUUCUUGUGAGCAAUGCAGUAACUGGCGAGUGUUUGCAAAAAAAGAAAAAGAAAAAAAAAAAUCAAAAAAAGACAAA